Cladophialophora psammophila CBS 110553 is the source of this 885-nucleotide messenger RNA. RefSeq lists its product as uncharacterized. NCBI's taxonomy places the organism in Eukaryota, Fungi, Ascomycota, Eurotiomycetes, Chaetothyriales, Herpotrichiellaceae. The record is from RefSeq and is a predicted model, not a curated record. Bases 1 to 885 code for a protein of 294 amino acids. Gene Ontology annotation, molecular function: oxidoreductase activity, acting on the CH-OH group of donors, NAD or NADP as acceptor. The transcript has 2 exons.
AUGGCGCCCCUUGAACCAGAAGUCUCGGCGUUUACAUCAAAGAUACAUAACGACACCUACCCAGAGAUAGAUCCGCUCACUGUGGAUCAUGCCGGCAGGUACGUCGUUAUCGUUGGAGCAAGUAAGGGUAUUGGCAGGGAGAUGGCGCGAUCCUUCACCAAGGCUGGCGCGUCUGGGAUAGCAAUCGGGGCACGAUCUGCUCUCAGCUCUACCGUUGAGGCUAUCAAGCAAGCUGCCACUGAGUCUAAGAAGUCCCUGCCCAAGAUCCUGCCCCUAAACCUCGAUGUGAACAGCGAGGAUAGUAUUGCCAAGGCAUUUUCGAAAGUUAAGGAAGAAUUCGGGCGCGUGGAUAUUCUGGUCAAUAAUGCUGGAGUGGUCGAGUCUCCCUUCCGACCUAUUGGAGAUACUGUGGCAAGGGACUGGUGGGAUGUUUUUACAACCAACCUCAGAGGCACCUACCUGACCACGCGAGCAUUUCUUCCGCUUCUUUUAGAGAAGGGCAGCCAGAAGACCGUCAUUAACACGACCAGCAUCGCUGCUCAUUGGGUCUAUCCUGGAUCGUCGGCAUAUGGAACGAGCAAGCUGGGAGUGGUGCGUCUUACCGAGUUCCUGGAUGAGGAAUACUCGCCUCGCGGGCUUUUGACAUACACCAUCCAUCCAGGAGCGAUCAUGACCGACUUGAUAUCUAGAAUGCCGAAAGAAGUACACAGCCAAAUGACUGACACUGAAGCACUGCCGGCCAAUGUCAUCACGUAUCUGACCAGCGAGAGACAAGAAUGGCUAGGAGGAAGGUAUAUUGCAUGCACAUGGGAUGUGCCAGAGCUUCUGGCAAGAAAGGAUGAAAUCGUGGCAGGCAACAAACUAAAAGUCCGUCUUCGCGUUUGA